This is a messenger RNA of Clonostachys byssicola, 477 nucleotides long. Lineage: Eukaryota; Fungi; Ascomycota; Sordariomycetes; Hypocreales; Bionectriaceae. The record is from the annotation of a GenBank genome assembly.
AUGGCCACCAAAACAACAGUUCCUCUCUACUAUGACAUUUAUUUCCGCUGGAUAGAUCCCAUCACAUCCGUCCUGACGACAUUCAUGGUCUUCUUCAAUCGCGACCUCAUCCUCGCCCAGGCCGGGCCAGUCGCUCCACGCGAUCAGCAAGACCCCGUUCUCGACCCGCUCAUGUGGCAGCUCGCCGGCCUGUACUUGCUCAUCGCCACCUUGCAGGGCGGCCUUUUGCGCUACACCGAUGAUCUGGGCGUGUGGAAGAUCUCCAAUUUCGGCGUCAUGGUGGUGGAUAUCCUGAUCGUCUGCAGCUUGGUGGAGCUGAAGGCUCGUACCCCGGAGGGCCUGUCUGUGGCUGGCAUGAGGCCAGAGGACUGGUUGAACUGGGUAUUGACGAUUCUCGCCGUGGUGAACCGGCUUGCUUUCAUUCUUGAUGUUGGUCUCAAGCCAUCCAAAGUGGCCAGCGCCAAGAAGAGGGUCUAG